Molecule: messenger RNA, 1164 nt
Organism: Kickxella alabastrina
Lineage: Eukaryota; Fungi; Kickxellomycota; Kickxellomycetes; Kickxellales; Kickxellaceae
Exons: 2
Coding region: 1-1164 (387 amino acids)
Source: RefSeq, a predicted model, not a curated record
AUGGACAACUUCCACUUGCCCAACGACAUCGUAUUGAUGAUCCUGAACUGUGUAGUCGCCAAGCCUGCCACAAAGCACCUGCCACGUGAAUUUGCAAAACGCAACAAGUUGAGUUGGGAUCCAAUCGUAGGAUCAGACAUCCCUGGGAUUGUAAUGUUUGGUGGUCAGAGCCAUGUCAAGUCUGUAUUUUUUGAAGUCAAUACUCGCGAAAGCCCUUUGAAAUUGCUGGGAGCUUUGGUUCGCGACCUACAGCAUACCGGCGUUGCGUGGACAGGCGUUAAAGCCCUGCACUUCAGGUUUUGCAAACAUUCAGUGGCCAUUCGCGGCUAUGUACCCAUUGUUUUUAAUAAAAAUGCGAGCGACGACAUUUUGAAGCUUGCUGCGGAUCUGGUCGACAGGUUUCCAAAUGUCCUUGAGCUUCAUACUGAAAGCCUCAAUUCCAAUGUCGCUAUUAGUGCAUUAGUCAGACACCUUGUCGAUAAGUUUGCAGUAACUGUGACAAGCCUCAACCAUAAUCUUUUCUAUCCGAUUUCUGUGCCUGCGUUUUCAGACACACUCGCCCAUCUUUCUCUUAUAAUGAGCCCCUGGACCGUGGGAAGCCUCCCAAGGGUAAACGCCGAUGCGCUCAAAACUCUGAAGUUACGCAGUUGGCUUGCUGAUUAUUCAUGGACCAGUUUUGCCAACGGCCAAACCUCUGGCAGCACCAGCUUUGCUCAACUGAAAAAGCUGAGUAUUGGCUUUCUUGUUAAUUCUCAGCAUACAGAAACGGACAAUGGGGGUUCUGAGCUCGGCCAUAGUUUCCAGAUGAGCUUUCCUGCUCUUGAGUACCUGCGCCUUGAUAAUUGGACCUCUGAUAUUAAGGAAAUCAGCACUGCUCUGUUUCCCGCGUACAUUCCCAAUAUUCACGUUUCGGGAUCAAUUCAAGCGAUCAAAUCGUUUUUCUGGCACAAAUUCAGUGGAUUUGGCAACUUCAAGAUUGGCAUAGAAUGUUGUGAUGCGACGGACAUUGAUACCUUUUACGAGACGACCAACAUAUUUUUCAACCUCCUGCGCAUUGAUGGCCAAGCAGCGUUGGAUCUUGUUUUUGAUUGUUAUGAGCUUGACCCAAACAGGAUCAAUUGGACCAAUCUUACUUUCUUAACCAUUUCAGUUAUAUUAAUUUGA